ACCGCAGUUUUGUUCAAAUCAGCUUGCAAGACUAAGAUGACUAAGAUCGUCCCGACCACACGCUGUCACAUAAAUGAUGUAUGUCAUGCCACUAGCGAAUGGCUUCAUUACAAUGAAAAGCAAAUCAGUCAGAGGGCGUCAACUGAUCGUUUCCUCCAGGCCUGGCCCCUCAGUCAUUCUACAUAGCUACACAUUUCACAAUAGAGUGUGAUCACACGUUGCUCUCUCCUCUCAAGUUCGGACGCAUCCUUGAUCACUCGCUGAUUUUUCUCGCGUCUUGCCCCGAUUGGAAUAGUCGCCAACGGUGUUUACCCAACGUUGACAGCGUUUUCCGAGUAGUAAAUUCGACUCCUUUUGAAAAUAUCAUGGCUCCUAAAACGUUUAAAUGGACUCUAGGACUCUUGAACAACGCCAAUAAGAAAUAUCUCACGCUCGAGACAUUCGGUUUCAAGCUGAACGUCGACGGAGUUUCAAUGAAGAAGAAGCAAAUAUGGACGCUGGAACAAGACCAAGGCAGUGAUAUCUGCUAUUUUCGGAGUCACUUGAACCGGUACUUGUCUGCUGAUCCGAAAGGCAACGUGAAGUGUGAAGAAGAAGAGCGUACAGAAGAAACGAAAUUCACGGUGGAGACGCAAACCAGCGGAAACUGGGCGAUAAAGAGCGUCUACGGCGCAUACUUCGGAGGAUCGGGUGAUCAGCUGAAAUGCGUGGCUAAACCAUCAGCAACAGAGCUCUGGUCGAUUCAGCUCGCAAUGCACCCGCAAAUCAAUGUGAUGAGCUCGCGAAGGACACGCUACGCGCAUCUCGACACCAAAACCGAGACCAUAACAGCCACAGAGGUUAUUCCAUGGGGAGCAGACGCUAUGCUUACCCUCGAGUUCGACGAAAACCAGGGCAAGUACGCUUUUGUAGCCAGCAAUAAAAUGUACCUGAACAGCGAUGGCUCUCUGAAUGAAGACCCUAGCAAAAAGAGUCUGUUCACCAUUGAGUUUCACGAGGGGGAGGUGGCCUUCCGAACGGACAAAGGCAAUUAUCUAGCAGCGGUGGGAACAGGUAAAAUCCAAGCCGGGAAAAACACUACCGUCGGAAAAGACGAGCUAUUUGUUAUUCAAGACAGCCCGCCGCAGGUUUCAUUCAUCGGCCAACGAGACCGACGACUAUCGAUUCAUCAAGGUAUGUAUGGCUUGUUGUGGUUGAGUACAAGUAAAGCUUGGUUUAUUUAUUGUUCAAACACGAAACUUUUCACCGAUGUCGACGAGUCAUCGAUAGUAGCGUCGUCGAUGUGAUUUUCAUUCACCAAAAUGCAAAUUUUCCUUUGUUUGCCGAUAAAUCAACAGGUUUAAAGUUGCUUUGUUUCGAGUCCUCUAUUUGUUUAUUGUGAGAGCCGAGUUGAAAAGCAAAGAUAAAUGGAUUUGAGAUCGAUAAACUUAAACACGUGCAACACGACUCUCGGAGAAAAAUAGAAAAAGCUUUCGAGCGAAAAAUGCCAUGAAAUGGUGGUCAUUCUUGACCAACAACAAAGCUAAACUUAGAUCAAGAAAUAUUAGUGAUGAAAAAAAUUCCCAACUGGAUUUGAUUUCCGACUGUGUCCUUGCGGCAUCUGUGUUCAUAAUAGUUUGGCACCAUUUAAACAAUGGAACAAUAAAAUCGUUGUGGUCUCGUGAAUGAAAAAUCAUACCAAUAACUUUUUCAAAGGCAAACCGAGAAAGAGGUGAAUUUGAGAAGGAAGGGAGGUUCUUAAGAAAGUUGCAUGGGCGAGUUGGUGGAAUCUUGACAAGUAUUUCCGCGCAGCAGAGUCAGCUGAUUCAUGUGGCGCUUAAUUGAUUGAUAUUGAUCAAGCGUUCAAUCAAUAGUUAUUUGUCACGAAAUCUCUUUUUUAAAGGGUAACAAUAGUCAUAACCUCUUCGAUUGGAUACGGCUCGUUUCAUCGCAAGGAAAAACAUUCAAUUUCCUUGUAGCGAUCAAAAUUUAAAAAAAAAGAAAGAAAAAAAAAACAAGACGGCAAUCCACAGCUUUUACUCUCAUAUUUCUAUUUGGUUACCACUCAGACGUCCGACGGUCGCCUCUCGCCCAAAGAGUUUCAAAUGUUUGCUGUAGAAACUAUUGUUCAGAUCGGUGUUUUCAUGUGCGGAAACUUAUUGCUCUUAACUUAAUAAAACAAGAAAUAUUCUUAACAUCGAAUUCUAGGAGAAACACAGCAUGAUGAUGGCGAUGAAAUUAUCGAACGAGCUGAAAACUAUCUCAAAUGAUAACCCAGUAAGACAGUGGAUGAUGAGAUUGGCCCGAAGCAAAAUUCACUUUUGUUUGGUAUUUUGCCCUCUUUAAAAUGUUCAAUUUUUCGGUCGAAUUCUGUGUAAUUUAUUACCUUAAAAGGUAAUAUAGGAAGUGUGAAGCCUUAACUCAAUAAGAGAUCCAGGCAUUAAAUAAUAAUGUUAUCCUUUUUGUUAUGAUAAUUACCAGCGAUAACAGUUGUACAGCCUGAAAGGUGUUUCGUGGUAAUAUCAGUCACUGUAUAUAAAGUAAGAAUAUAUCCAACUGGAAUGUUGUGGAUUUUUGAAUUGUUAAACAAUGCUCAAAACUUAUCAGUUCUCAUCUGUUUAAAUUAUGUGCGGUAUGGCGGGUCAUGAGGUUUGUGUUCAAGAGCAUUGUUUGGUUGUCAAAGACUUAAUAUUUGUCACAACAGGAGUGGAAAUGUAAAAUCAGCUUAUCUUGAUACGAAAAAAGCUAUUUAAUACAAAAUAUCCUUAAUAUGCAACAUUUGGAGAAAAAAUUAUUAUACUGCCUUAUCUUGAUCUUUAGAAAACAAAAUAUUUCCUUUCAAUUUAAUUGAAAUGUCUUCAUUUUAAAGUUCUGGAAUCAUUGAAAUAAAGUUUUUUGUGUGCCUUUGGCAAGAUUUCCUGCGCUGUUAAAACAUAGUCAAAGGCUAAGUCAUUGACAGAUUAAAGCCUAGGUCAUGAACUUUCAUACAAAGACACCUUAAUUUGUUGUGCUUUUGAGACACCUAAUGUUCCUCUUUGUGGAAACUGAUAAGAAAAAGUUCGCCUAGGGGAGCUAACAAUUGCUCAAGUUAUGUCUCGACCUGUCGUUCUCUGACUGGGCAAAGCUAUGCUGUAUACAAGCUGUUUUGCACGUGAUGCACUUACACCUAAACAGUAUGUGCAUUACAACAAUUUUCUAUUGAGUCUUGCAAAUAAUCCAGGAUCCUAUGGCUCUUGUAUUACACUCAAGUCUUUUACAAUAACUACUCAACCUUUCAGGUUCAAAGCUAAACCUUAGUGCAACUGUGUCACUUGCAUAUUUCCACACCUCACACUGCUCAUGCUUAUUUUGCUCAUUUCCCUUGAGUUCCCAGCAGCUUGUUGCAACGUUUACAAUGAUUUAGGUCUGCUGAAUUUCUGAUUACUUUGGAUUCAUGGCAUUUAAUAUAAAGGUGCUCUGACUAAAUGAAUAGACUUACACUGUACCUUCAAACUUGCCCUUUAAUAGGAAUGGAUGUGAUACUUAGUCGCCGUGAUGAACUUGAAGACACUGAGAUAUUCCAGUUAGAAUUUGACAAGACCAGUGACAAGGGACGGGUAGCAGUACGUGGAACCAAUGGCAAAUACUGGAACCUAGGUGAGAAGGGCAUGACAGCAUCAGCAGAAGCACCAGGAGAUAACUGCUGGUUUGAGCUGGAAUGGCACGGCAAACAGAUUGUUUUCAAAGCUGGAAAUGGGAAGUACAUCACAGGCAAGGACAAUGGUCAUCUUAUCGAGGGCAGCGAUGAAAUUGACCAGGAGAGAGGGUUUCAUGUGCCAGAGCUGGUCAACAGACCCAUGCUGGUGCUGCGUGGUGAACAUGGCUUUGUUGGAGUGAAAUCUGGAAAAGAUUUAUUAGAGAGCAAUCAUUCUAAAUAUGAUGUGUUCCUUGUGACAUGCAAGAAUGGCCUGUACAAGAUCCGUACCGACUCUGGUAAGUACUGGUGCUGUGAUGAAAAAGGCAACGUAAUGUUGGCAAAUGACCAAGCUGGUGCCCAUGAGUACAGUAUUGAACUUCCUAAGUACAACAGAAUGGCAAUAAAAGCUGCUAAUGGACUUUACAUUGAGGGCCACCAGAAUGGAUCCUUUUGUGCCACAGGAAAGUCGCUUGGAAAAAACAGUUUAUGGGAGUACUAAACUGUAGCAGGUGUAGAAUUAAUUAAUAAUUUUCAAACUUAGAGGACAAUAUUUUUCAACCAAGUAAACUGGAAGCAUAACAAAUCGUUUCCAAAAAAAUCCUCAAAGAAGCAAAUUUAACUAAUUUCUUCUUAGUCUUUGAUGAUAUGGUUAUUACACUGUAAUUUUAUCAUAAGAAGGCUGAUUAAGAUCACUUCUGAGUUUCACUUCAGUUUUCACACUUAACCCUUUAACUCCCAAGAUCUGAUUGUCAAUUCUCCCUUGUAGCUGCCACACAUUUCCUUUUAAAUUAGUUAUGAGAACUUGGUGCUAGAUCAAGAUAGCAGCUUCUACCUGAUAAGUUUGAAUAUUCUCAUCACCUGUU
This is a messenger RNA of Pocillopora meandrina, 4518 nucleotides long. NCBI's taxonomy places the organism in Eukaryota, Metazoa, Cnidaria, Anthozoa, Scleractinia, Pocilloporidae. The record is from the annotation of a GenBank genome assembly.